UGCUGUAUGCUGUCAAAUUAUAAAUGUCAAUUCAAUUGUCAAAUACGAAUUUUAUAAUCAUGUUCACCGACCUAUAAAAAUUAGAUAAGUUUUCUAAAGAAAUUAAAUAUAUUUAGUUUAGUGUUAUUGUGAUUUACGCCGCUAUUUAAACGAAGUAAAAUGGCAGAACCAAACCCACAAGCAGGAGACACAGGCCCGCCAAAAGGCAUCCCAGCACUGAAAGCUCAUGUUAUUGCCAACAAGAUAGACGUAGCCCUGUGGGGUAUCAGGUUGCUCACAGUACUCUGCACUAUUGGAUAUGUUUUACCCAUUUUUAAUAACGCGUCGGCCGCGUUCUACAAGGCGCUGCUCGCCAACGCGGCGACGUCGGCGCUGCGCCUGCACCAGCGCAUCCCGGCGCGCGAGAUCGCCGUGUCGCGCGACUUCGUCAACAGGUUCUUCCUCGAGGACAGCGCGCACUACCUCUUCUACUCGCUCAUAUUCAUGAACGUCACCCCUCAUAUACUGAUAUUGAUACCGAUAUUCCUGUUCGCGCUGCUCCACGCAGCGUCGUACUCGCUCACCAUACUUGAUACCCUAGGACAGAACUCGAUGUGGGUGGCUCGGCUGCUCAUCUCGCUGGUGGAGUUCCAGUCGCGCAAUAUCCUGCGAGUCGCCGCGCUCACGGAGAUCGUGCUGUUCCCCAUCGUCGUUAUCAUGGCUAUCACCGGUAACUGCGGCUACCUAACACCGUUCGUGUAUUACUACUUCGUGAUGUGGCGCUACGCGUCACGUCGCAACCCGUACACGCGCAACACGUUCCGCGAGUUGCGCGUCCUGGCGGAGAACACGGCCGCGCGCCCCAACAUGCCCGCGCCGCUCCGCUCCGCUCUACUCUCCGGCGUCAACUUCGUGUGUUCCAUGGCCCCGCCGGUUGAAGUACAACAGUAAAGUGCAAAACUGACACUAACAUUGGGUGGUACAACGGCGAGCUACCUGAAGUACAUAACUGAGUCCAUUUUGCAUAUAUAAGGGUCUUUUACUUUUAAGACUGCAUUAUAGUAUUUAAGUUUUCGCUUCCGACACUUUAAAAAAACUGCAGCCCACUUUACACCAUAGACGAACGAUCUGAAUGAUCAUGAAUCUAUAUAUUUAUGGAUAGAAUACCUAAUACUUGAAGCAAAUACUUACCUACUUAUCGCUAACCCACUUCGAUUGCCGAGCGAGAGCGAGAGGUCGAACACCACUAGGGUCCGGCCUCUCGCUCUAAUUUGUUAGUCGAAAUGGGAUAGCGAUAAGUAGGUAUAUGCUUCAAGCAUGUAUUAAGAGCGACCGAUUUUACUAUACAUUCAUGAUCCAUCAUAAACCAGGCAACAAGCGAUUUCGCUUGCAAUAUAAAGGACAUGAGAAUGAUAGCGUCAAACUUGCUUUAUCACUGUAAACCUGCAUUUGUGUACCUACCUUAGGGCAUUUAAAUACUCAUUCUUAUUCGAUUCGUUUUCGUAAAAAUACGAUUCUCCGUCAUACAAAACGUAGGUGCAUAAUAUACUUGUGCACUCAUUUGAUUCGUAUUUUGACGGAUCCGUAUAAAGACAGACCAAAUUAGUGCACAAGCGUACGUACAUCUUGUACAACGGCCACUACGAAUCGUAUUUUUACGAAAACGAAUACGAAUGAGUGCAAAAACGCCCUUAGAGAUAUAGAGACCUAUUCAAUGAUAUUAUACCAUAGCUAUGGUGUGUAGAUAUUACAAGGCAUAUUAAUUUGACACACAAGCGCAUGUAUUUAUUUUCACUUUUUAAAUUACAAUUGGAGCUUCGUCUCUUUUGAGUUUAAUAAUAAUAGGUUUCUAUAAUUCUGUAGGUGCGUUAUAUUGUUUCAAUAGGUGUUUGAUCGUCACCAACAAAGUUUUGAUCACAUUGCUAUUGUAGUAUUGCCAUAGUGUAACUGUUGUUAUUGACUAAACUUAUGGCCAAUCUGAGGUUACAACAAUUGAGGAGUUGGCGAUUUGAAUUGUGUAAUUGCACGUGAUAUUUUUUCAGGAGGAACAAAAAACAUAAUAAAACUGUUGAAACCGUUUUGAUCGAAAUAACGAAUUUUGGACUUAAUUUUAGCACAGUUUUAGGCGGUUUUGCUAGGAAAUGUGUUCAAGUUUGUGUUCAGUAUUCGAAACCAGGCUGCAUGGUCUACGACUUUUGCCUUUCCUGAAGGGGAUGAAAAAUAAAACUAACUUAGUACAUAUUCGAAAUCAUGGACUUUAGACUGAAUUUUGGCAGUUUUAAGCCGUUUUCUUGGAAAAGAGUAACCGAUUUUUAUUAAAUGGGCCAAAAACAUCUGAAUUAAAAAGUACCUACCUAUUUUGAUUGUAAGUCUAAUUACACAGUACAAGCUCUUCAAUUUACUGUCACACUGCAGUUGUAAAUGUUUGGCGCUACGGCCGCGGCCCUUUGGUAAUCAAUUUGCCAGUAGGUACCCUACUGUCAUCCUAAUGAUACGAUAUUUCUUUGAAUCGAUUUAUAGCGAAAGCUAUGUGUUUUUGCUCACAGUGCUAUUUAAAAAACACAACGUUUACAUUUUUAUACAAUUUAUAUUAAAUAAAACAUCAUUUAUAAACUCCAUCAGCUAUUUUUGGUUGUAUUUGUUAAUCUAGUAUUUUGUUUAUUCUAAAUGGGACAACUUAAGGUAUUAUGUUAAGUUUAAUUAAUUUUAUUUAAGAUCGAGAAGCGAACAAUUUUGGUCCAAUUUAAGUUAGAGAUUAGAAAAUGUUAGCAUAUUAAUAAAAAAAAUAUUUAAAAGUUUUAUGGAGCAUAUUACAUUAUUACUAUUAAUUAUGUACAACUAUUUUGUCAACGAAAUAAGGCGUUAAGGUUUUUGUUUUCUGAUCGCAUUUUGUUGAAAUAGCUGUUUCUUUCAUUCCAUUUGUGAAUUUAAUUUACAGAGAAAAAAAUUGUGACAGGAAUAAUUGCCGAUAAACAUUUUUGUAAUAAGUAAGUAUUAAUGCACGUGGUUUGGGAUGGAUGUAACUUUGAUUUUUCAAUAAACGAUGUGGUAAGAU
Maniola jurtina (meadow brown) is the source of this 3034-nucleotide messenger RNA. RefSeq names its product Krueppel homolog 2 (gene Kr-h2). Lineage: Eukaryota; Metazoa; Arthropoda; Insecta; Lepidoptera; Nymphalidae. The record is from RefSeq and is a predicted model, not a curated record. The transcript has 7 exons. Gene Ontology annotation, cellular component: endoplasmic reticulum; membrane. Gene Ontology annotation, biological process: membrane organization; endoplasmic reticulum tubular network organization. Bases 160 to 930 code for a protein of 256 amino acids.